This is a messenger RNA of Condylostylus longicornis, 1758 nucleotides long. Its product is annotated as lipase 3-like. The record is from RefSeq and is a predicted model, not a curated record. Gene Ontology annotation, biological process: lipid metabolic process. The transcript has 2 exons. The coding region runs from base 151 to 1449 and encodes 432 amino acids. Lineage: Eukaryota; Metazoa; Arthropoda; Insecta; Diptera; Dolichopodidae. Gene Ontology annotation, molecular function: hydrolase activity, acting on ester bonds.
UAAAUUACUUACAAGUCGCGCCCCAACAAAUUAUAAAGUUAAUUUAUAAAAAAAAAAACUUAUUCUAAAUAAUUAUAAUAUUUCAAUUUAAUAAAUAUAAUAAAAGAACAUAAAAUUAAAAACAGUGUUGUAGUUUAAUUUGGGAUUAAAAUGAAAUUUUUAAAUUUGGCAACACUAUGUGCUUUUAUAGCAUUUACAUCAGCUUUACCAAUUGAUGAAUAUAGUUUAAUGGUGGCACCUGAUUUUGUAAGCCAAGAAAAUGUUUCACUUGAAUAUAUGCGUUUAUUUGCACCAAGAACUGAUCCAGGCAUUAUUAUGGAUGCAUAUUUAACUACACCGCAAUUAUUAAAAAAAUAUGGAUACCCAGCAGAGACACAUAAAGUUCAAACACCAGAUGGAUAUAUAUUGGAAAUGCAUCGUAUUCCUAGGCCAGGUGCCAUUCCCGUAUAUUUACAACAUGGAAUUAUGGAUUCUUCUGGUGGUUGGGUUAUUAUGGGACCACAUUCAGCUUUUGCUUAUUUCCUCUAUGAGCAAGGAUAUGAUGUAUGGAUGGGAAAUUGCCGUGGAAAUCGUUAUUCUCGUAGUCAUACACAUUUAAGUGUAGAUAAAAAAGAUUUUUGGGAUUAUUCAUUCCAUGAAAUUGGAACAUAUGAUUUACCAGCAAUGAUUGAUCAUGUUAUCGAACAAACCGGUUAUAAAAAAAUUCAAUAUGUUGGUCAUUCACAAGGAACAACUGCUUUUUGGGUAAUGUGUGCUCAACGUCCUGGUUAUUGUGAUAAAGUAAUAACAAUGCAAGCUAUGGCACCAAUCGCUUAUAUGGAAUAUGUUAAAAGUCCUUUAAUAAGAGCACUUGCACCAUUAACAACAACAGCUGAAAUUGUUGCAAAAUUAUUAGGGAUGCAUGAAUUUUUACCAAAUAAUGAUAUAAUGAGAAUGGCUGGUGAAUUUUUAUGUAAAGAUGAAUCAUUUACGCAAAUUCUUUGUACAAAUGUUAUGUUCUUAGUAACUGGUUAUAAUUCAGAACAAUUAAAUACAACAAUGUUACCAGCUAUAUUAGGACAUGUACCAGCUGGUACAUCAACAAAACAAUUUAUACAUUAUGGUCAAUUAGUUAAUUCUGGACGUUUUCGUAUGUAUGAUUAUGGUAUGUUUAAGAAUUUAGCAAAAUAUGGUACAUUCAAACCACCAUCAUAUGAUUUAUCAAAAGUAACAGCACCAGUUGCAUUACAUUUCUCAAUGAAUGAUUGGUUAGCAGAUACUAAAGAUGUAGCAAAAUUAGAAGAUCAAUUACCAAAUAUUAUUAAACAAUAUCUAGUACCACAACCUAAAUUUAAUCAUUUAGAUUUUAUAUUAGCAAUUGAUAGCCGAAAAUUGGUUCAUACUGAUGUAUUAACAAGUAUGAAAGAUUAUGAAAGAAAAGCUAAACUUGCUGGAAUUUCAUUUAAAUAAGAAUAACAUAAAUAUAGUGCAGGUCUUUUCAUUUGUUUUAAGAUUUAACACUGUGAUGAUAGUUUAAAAAUCAAAAAUAAUAAAAAAAAAAUUAGAGAUUUAUAAAAAAGGCUAAAAGAAAUUAUUCUUACAUAUAUGUAUGUAUGUAUGUAUGUAUAAAACUGAUUUAUAAUAAUUCUAUAAUUAUAAAUUAACUGUGAUUUAUCUAAAAUUAUUACUAAAAACCUUUAAAAGGCAAUAUAUAAAUAGUUAUAAAUUAAAUUAAAUUUAUUUUAAUUGGCAAUAAAAAUAAAAAUUUUUAAAAAUUAU